Messenger RNA from Manduca sexta (tobacco hornworm), 1484 nucleotides. Its product is annotated as gonadal protein gdl. The record is from RefSeq and is a predicted model, not a curated record. Lineage: Eukaryota; Metazoa; Arthropoda; Insecta; Lepidoptera; Sphingidae.
ACAGAUGUCAUUUGUCAACAAUCAAUUGUCAGAUUCAUUAUUUUGUUUGUAGCUAAAAUUAUUCAAACCUGUUUAUACUUUAGUAAAAAAGAAUAACUAUGCUCCCAUUGUUGUAAAUAAAAUAAGUUAUCAAUAUGGACUUAGACCCGACACCCGAGGCCUUACAAAGAAAGUUAUAUUUUUUACUAGAGCAAUUACAAGACAUGGCUAGAGAACUCCCUCCGAAAUAUCAGAUGAGGGUCCCCAUUGAACUUCUGUCUGGCCUAGCUAACUGUCUGCUUAAUGACACAGUUUUUGAAAUAGUUAAAGGCCUUAUGGAAAUUCAACAUGUUACAGAAAAACACUUGUUUCAGCAAAGGUUGCAAGUUAUUAAUGAAAACACAUUAGAAAUACAAAAUAUGAUCAACACUGUAAUGGAUCCAGAACAGCAGCAACUUCAACAGACUAUACUGUUGGUACGACAUACAGAGCGACUAAAGCAGACCGAUAUGAAGUUGGUCCUGCAACUCGAUCAAAAGGUAACAGACCAGCAAGUUACUUUAGAGAAAGCAGGUGUACCAGGAUUCUUUGUCACUAGUAAACCUAUAGAAGUAAAGGUGCAAAUGUAUCUUCUAGAUUUCAUUUUAAGACUGAGCAAGAUGGACAUACCAAAAGGUGUUAAAUAAAAUAUGUAAAAUAUUUAAUACAUAAUGACAAUGUGUCUUUUACAAGAAGUUCCGUAAGUGUUAAGUUUCAUUGUACUGUUACUUGUAGACGACCUUUACGCGAUCUUGUAUUUGUACUAUAUGUACUUUGUUAUGAAUGAUAUAUAACAUUUAUUUUUUUGCUAUUGAUAUUAUUAUUAUAUUACAAAAGGGAUAAAUAAAGCAUACUCAAUUUAUUCCAAACAAUUUUUUUUUACUUUUGGUACACUUUACAAAUAUUUUGAUAAACAUAGUAAUAUAGACUUAAAUACGUAUAUGUAAUAUCGAAAUAAAAAUCUUAAAGUAACGGAUAUAAAUUCACAGUUUGUUUUGGCAACAUAACCUACAAAAAAACAUUGCACACAAUACAGCAAACUUGUACAUUUUUGUGCAUCUGUUACUUGUAUGCACGUAUUCGAUGAUUACCGAGUUUUUAUUUUAUAGCAAUCUAAAUAUCAUGUACCAGAAGGUCCAAAACGAUACUGCAAAGUAGGUUCUUGUAUUUUUUUUUAUAAAUGAAAAAAAUAUUAACAAUAUAUUUUUCAAUCACAUUUCGUAUCCAAACCACAUAAGAGCAUGAUUUUAUAAAAAGCUUAACCGUCAAUAAAAUAAAUUACUUCUAAAAGCCAAACCCUGACCACAAUUUCGUGGAUACAAUUACUACACAAAAACAAUUUGUAAAUGUUCCAAAUAUAAGCGGGAGAUAUUACAAAUACCACAUUCACAAACAUUAUACAUUUGUACAUCUGCCGAAAUACAAAUUAUAACAAAUCACAUUCAAUAGCAAAAAUAUUCAUCUUC